Messenger RNA from Canariomyces notabilis, 1191 nucleotides. RefSeq lists its product as uncharacterized. The record is from RefSeq and is a predicted model, not a curated record. NCBI's taxonomy places the organism in Eukaryota, Fungi, Ascomycota, Sordariomycetes, Sordariales, Chaetomiaceae. The transcript has a single exon. The coding region runs from base 1 to 1191 and encodes 396 amino acids.
AUGAAGUCCGCCACUCUCACCCUCGGCCUCUUCGCCGCUCUCACCACCGCUUACUCCCACCCGCGGCAUCUUCGCUUCCGUCGUCACACCAAUGGGACCGAAAUCGCCUCCAGCAUCGCCCCGGAGAGCACAGCUACCAUUCCCCUGUCCACGGGAGUGUCAACAGAGGCGCCGACGAUCGUCACCAGCGCGGCCCCUUUCCCUACGAACGGCACAGGUGCCGGUAUCACUACUCUGACCGUGUCCACCACGUCGGUCCGCACCAUUAUCCAGUGUGCCCCUGAGGUCAUUGACUGCCCUGCAAAGACCGAGGAUCUGUCUACCUUGCCUACAGAGGCGCUCUCGACCGUGAUUGUCACGGACACCAUCGUGCUUACCGAGACUGUGUGCCCUGUCACCGCUGUCCCUUCCAUCUCAUCCAGCGUCAUGGAAGACGCUUCCAAGGGUAUCAUCACAGGCAGCACUCUGACCAGUCCCCCGGCCUCUGCCACUGUUCCGCCCCAUGUCACUGCCUCGACCCCGAUCAACACUUCCGAAGGUGCCUCAACCGCCCCUGUGUCCGAGGGCGAAGGUGCCUCAACUGUUCCCCCGGCCGAGGUUGACACGACCAUGACCGAGACCACCACCACUACUGGCACACGCACAGUCACACUCAAGAGGCCUACCACCACGACUGUGGGCAGUGUGCCAACCGGUGGCAGCGGCAAUGGCAAUGGUAACGGCAACGGCAACGACGACAGCGACAACGGCAACGGCAACGGCAACGGCAACGGCAACGGCAACGGAAAUGGAAACGGCAACGGCAACGGUGCCUGCGAGUGCCCUGCCAGCGUCGUUACCGUCACGGCCCCGGCCACGACGGUCUAUGUGACUGUUACCGGCCAGAACGCUCCCACCACUGCUGGGGAGGGUGCGCACGCUUCCACGACCGUCGCCGCACCCUCGGCUACUGCCACUGGUGUCAGCAAUGAUACCGGCGUUGUCGACGACUCGGACAAGACCGGCAACUCGGGCGAUGAGGACGACGAGGGCAAUGACGAAGCUGAUGACGCUUGCCCGCCCGACGAGAUUGUCACCGUCACUUCCUCGGCCAACCCCCUUCCUACUCCUCCAUUCUCUGUCCCCGGGAACGGGACAGCGACCCUCGCCCCGACCGGGACGGCCCCCGCGCGGCUAAGGAGAUUUUACUAA